UGUCAUAACAUCAAUCUCGGGUCACACAGAAUGAUCGAUACAGGCCGAAAGGGCCUGGGAUGCACAAGAGGGAGCCUCCAAGUCGGUCAGGUACCAAAGGACCUGAGAGGCUUCCGACGUCUGCUGGCCAGGCGCCUCCCCCCCGCGCGGUGAAAUGAGAUCGUCCGUGACCACGCCCCCUCGCCUUAGCCCCACCCCCGAUGCCGUACGUCCUUCCUAUUGGCUCUUUUUCCGCGCCGUCGGUUGCCGUGGAGACCAGAGCGUUGGCAACCAGCGGAAGCCGCACUCGGUAAUCCCUCCCCCUGGAGCCGCGCGGGGCGGGGACGCGGCGUGGGAUGGCGCUCCACGAGAUCUUCUCUCACCCGGUCGAGCGCAGCUACCGCGCGGGGCUCUGCUCCAAGGCCGCGCUGUUCCUGCUGCUGGCCACGGCGCUCACCUACAUCCCGCCGCUGCUGGUGGCCUUCCGGAGCCACGGGUUUUGGCUGAAGCGGAGCAGCUACGAGGAGCAGCCGGCCGUGCGCUUCCAGCACCAGGUGCUGCUCGUGGCCCUGCUGGGCCCGGAGCCCGGCGGCUUCCUGGCCUGGAGCACGUUCCCCGCCUUCAACCGGCUGCAGGGGGACCACCUUCGCAUCCCGCUCGUGUCGACUAGAGAAGAAGACAGGAAUCAGGAUGGAAAAAUGGACAUGUUACAUUUUAGACUGGAGCUUCCUCUGCAAGCCACAGAGAAUGUCUUUGGAGUCCAACUUAUCUUGACCUUCUCCUACCAGCUGCAUAGGAUGUCCACGUUGGUGAUGCAGAGCAUGGCGUUUCUCCAGUCCUCCUUUGCUGUCCCUGGGUCCCAGUUAUACGUGAAUGGGGACCUCAGGCUACAGCAGAAGCAGCCUCUGGGUUACCGCGGCCUAGACGUCCGCUACAAUGUGUCUGUGAUCAAUGGGACCAGCCCUUUCGCCCAGGACUAUGACCUUACCCACAUUGUGGCUGCUUACCAGGAAAGGAAUGUUACCACUGUCCUGGACAACCCCAACCCCAUCUGGCUGGUGGGCAGGGCCGGCGAAGCUCCAUUCGUGAUCAACGCUGUCAUCCGCUACCCUGUGGAAGUCAUUUCUUACCAACCAGGCUUCUGGGAGAUGAUCAAGUUUGCCUGGGUCCAGUACGUCAGCAUCCUGCUCAUCUUCCUCUGGGUGUUCGAAAGAAUAAAAGUUUUCGUGUUUCAGAAUCAAGUGGUCACCACCAUUCCUGUGGCGUCAGUGCCUCAGGGAGAGGUGUACAAGCAGCACUUGUCCUAAGCAGACUGCCCUAAACAACUCGGCGGGACUGCGCUACCUCAUUGUCUUCUGCAAGUUGCCGUCCUAUGGUAUUUCUGGAAAGAGCCCACUGGACACCGUGA
Molecule: messenger RNA, 1387 nt
Organism: Perognathus longimembris pacificus (Pacific pocket mouse)
Lineage: Eukaryota; Metazoa; Chordata; Mammalia; Rodentia; Heteromyidae
Gene: Tmem231
Product: transmembrane protein 231
Exons: 7
Coding region: 336-1286 (316 amino acids)
Biological process (GO): cilium assembly; regulation of protein localization
Cellular component (GO): ciliary transition zone; ciliary membrane
Source: RefSeq, a predicted model, not a curated record